Messenger RNA from Tupaia belangeri chinensis (Chinese tree shrew), 2040 nucleotides. It is a transcript of the gene EMID1, whose product is annotated as EMI domain containing 1. The transcript has 16 exons. Gene Ontology annotation, molecular function: protein binding. Lineage: Eukaryota; Metazoa; Chordata; Mammalia; Scandentia; Tupaiidae. The record is from RefSeq and is a predicted model, not a curated record. The coding region runs from base 1 to 1575 and encodes 524 amino acids.
AUGCGAGAAGUGCCCCGGAUGGGCACCAACGGGAUUUUAGGCGGCAUUUGGAGCAACCAUGAGUCCCCAGCUCAGCUCAGUGUGACAGUGUGCAAGGGCCACAGGAUCAGGAACUGGUGCUCCUACGUGGUGACCCGCACCGUCUCGUGCCACGUGCAGAAUGGCACCUACCUUCAGCGAGUGCUGCAGAACUGCCCCUGGCCCAUGAGCUGCCCGGGGAGCAGCUACAGAACUGUGGUGAGGCCCACGUACAAGGUGCUGUAUAAGACAGUGACUGCACGCGAGUGGAGGUGCUGCCCCGGGCACUCGGGGGCGAGCUGCGAGGAAGGCUCCUCUGGCCUCGCGGACUCUACGUGGUCGGGCAGCACCAUGCGGCGGAUGGCACUUCGGCCCGCAGCCUUCUCAGGUUGUCUAAACUGCAGCAGAGUGUCCGAGCUGACUGAGCGGCUGAAGGUGCUGGAGGCCAAGGUGGCCAUGCUGACUGUCACGGAGCAGGCAGUGCCCCCAACCCCAGCUACCCCCGAGGACCCUGCCCUGCUCUGGGGCUCCCCAGCUGCCCAGGGCAGCCCUGGAGAUGGAGGCCUCCGGGGGCUACCAGGAGCCACGGAGCGCGUGAGGGCCCCGCUGCUCCCUCGAGAUGACCGAGUGGGUGCUCGAGGGCUGCCUGGGCCCACCGGUCCCAAGGGAGACGCUGGCAGCCGGGGCCCGACGGGGAUGAGAGGUCCCCCAGGUCCACAGGGUCCCCCAGGGAGUCCUGGCCAGGCAGGAGCUACAGGCACCCCUGGAGAGAAGGGACCACCAGGCCCACCAGGGCCUCCUGGUCCCCCAGGCCCCCCAGCCCCUGUUGGGCCACCACACACCCGGAUCUCCCAACAUGGAGACCCGUUACUAUCCAACACCUUCACUGAGACUGGCAGGCCACCACCUCCCAUAAAUCUUUCCAUGGAAUCCAUGCGACACGAAGCAAGUUAUGAUUAUUGCCUAAGGGCAAGAGAAGCCAAGGUUCUUUCCCUGAAGCUGUGGCCCGCAUGUGGCGGUGUCCAGCUCUGGGGAAGAGAUGCGGUCAGACUCCUGCCAUCUGACACUGAGCUAUGUGAACUGCCCGCUGUGUACCUGGCCCAGGCCAAGUUGGGGUUCCCUCGACCCUUCUGCCCUCAAGCCUGCUCCACCCUACCCCGUACAAAGCUCAGCUCUUGUCUUGUUGCUCAGGGACCCCCAGGCCCCAUCGGACCCAAAGGAAUCCCUGGCCACCCAGGAGAGAAGGGCGAGAGAGGACUGCGUGGGGAGCCUGGUCCCCAAGGUUCUGUGGGACAGCAGGGAGAACCUGGCCCCAAGGGAGACCCUGGAGAGAAGAGCCACUGGGGGGAGGGGUUGCACCAACUACGCGAGGCUUUGAAGAUUUUAGCUGAGAGGGUUUUAAUCUUGGAAACAAUGAUUGGGCUUUAUGAACCAGAGCUGGGGUCCGGGGCAGGCCCUGCUGGCGUGGGCACCCCCAGCUUCCUCCGGGGCAAGAGGGGAGGACACGCUGCCAACUACCGGAUCGUGGCUCCCAGGAGCCAGAAGGAGAAAGGCUGAGGGUGGUGGGCCCUUGGGGUGGGCCAGGCCAGGCUCCCCUUCCCAGCCUGGGCUUGGCCAGCUGCCUCCAGGGACGCCCGUUGUAUUUAUUAAUGUCCUCAGGGUCCCUUCUGCCUCUAGGCCUUAGGCUAGGCAGGUCUCAGUCCUGGCCCCCUGCACUUGUCAGGCUGAGCAGAGACUGGGACAACAGCCCAGGCAAGAGGCGAGGCCUCGCUCAGGGCCCUGGGCCUCAGUUUCCUUCUGUGAAACGAGGAGAUGCAGGCCUUCAAGGAGGGGUGUCUUCUCACCAGCUGUCUGAGCAUCCAGGCCAAAGGCCCUGAGGGAGUCGGGGCCUGGAGCUCUGCCUGGCCCUGAGGACGUGUGGGGAUGAUGGGAGCCACCCUCCCUGCUCCCCAGCCACACCUGGGGAGCCCCCACCCCCUUGCUUUCUGGUGCUGGGUGGCCCACCCUGAAGUCCGGGCUCCU